Messenger RNA from Scleropages formosus (Asian bonytongue), 1574 nucleotides. It is a transcript of the gene tmem18, whose product is annotated as transmembrane protein 18. The transcript is spliced from 5 exons. NCBI's taxonomy places the organism in Eukaryota, Metazoa, Chordata, Actinopteri, Osteoglossiformes, Osteoglossidae. The record is from RefSeq and is a predicted model, not a curated record. The coding region runs from base 9 to 461 and encodes 150 amino acids.
UUCUCGAAAUGGCGAAGCAGAACAUCAGUACUAUUCCAAUCGAUGCUAUCAGUAAUAUGAGAAUCACCUCCGUGUGGACCUUCCUUCUUUCUAUUGAUUGGUCCGAAUCCUGGCUGGUUGCACUGCUGUUCUUCCACCUCUUCUGUUUUGCUGUCACUCUCCUCACAACCAGAUUUUAUAGAUUGCAGAUCUGUUACUUCACCAUUUUAGCUGGGAUGGUCUACAGUGCAGAGUAUCUAAAUGAGAUGGCAGCUAUGAACUGGAGGUCAUUCUCCAAGUAUCAGUAUUUUGACUCAAAAGGAAUGUUCAUCUCAUUAGUGUUUUCUGCUCCUCUUCUGUUAAACACAGUUGUGAUUGUGGGGUUGUGGGUUUACAGGACAUUUGCAACAAUGACAGAACUUAAAACUCUCCAGCUGAAAAGGAGGAAGGCAAUACGGGAAAAUAAGAAGAAAGCAGCAUAAUUUCUUUAAUUUUAGAGUUAUUUGUAAGAGUCACACUAGAUGUAAAAACCUGCAUCACUGCAAUAUUUGGUUGAAAUGCAAGCAGUAUUUCCUUUGGAUGAAAACUAAGUUCAGUGUACAAUGGAAUUUUUUUUAAAUACAACUUAAACACAAAAGAUGCAAUGUUUAAAUCUGCAAUUAUUUUGAGAAGUUGUAUGCAUUUUGCUGGUAAUGGUUAUAUUUUUACAAUCAGGAAGUAGAAAGUGAAUAUUGAGUAAGAAAUUGUGUGAAGUUGUUGGGUUUCCCAAAAUGUAAAUGUUGUUUACACCUAUUGUUGGAAAAUGUAUGUAUAGUUAUUAUAUAAGUGGACCAAAUCUAAAUGUACAUAUUGUGAAUGCAUCAAUUGUUUCAUCAUUGUGUGAAUAUUGAGAUGUAUACAGAAAUGAGAAUGUUCCAAACUUAAUUCUUUAAAAUUGUAAGAAUCUGUAUAGAGCUUGCAUAUAUUUGCUUAUUUUUUUGAGAACCAAUUUUGUAUAUUCUUUGUUCAGUUGACUUGGAUACUUCUGUGUCAACUACCUUUUCACUGUGCACUGGUCAAAUAAUAUGUACUAAGUGCUUACAGUCAAUGACAUCAAUGUUGUACCCAUGACUGUACCACAGAAAAAGCAGCAAAAUCUCUCAAAUUGGGAAAUGUAAUGACCACGUGAUGGUGCUGUUGGGUAAGGCUCUGUUACCCAAGUCCAGUUUGAUUACCUGUAUCAGCCUGUAACUGUGCCUCCUGGCAAAGCCCAUAUUGCUGAUCUGACUGUAGGCAUAUUGUGUACAUGUGUUCGUGCCUUGAGUGUCUACUAGAGUUCUCACUUUCACUUAGAUCAGCCUACAAGGUGGUCGAGAGCCCUGCUGCGUGGUACAAAUUUACUGGCAUCACUCACCCACCCAGCCACAAGUAGUCUCUGUUCUCCCAAGUAGAGGAUCCAAAUAAUGUAAGUGUUAUACACUUAAAUUCACCUAAUACUUCUCUUUUGAACAGAAUAUGAUGUAUGGCAAUUGCUCUUAAAUACUUCAGCAGUGUCCUUUUUUUUUUUGGAAAAUGUGCUUUUUUUUUUUUUUUUUUUUUUUUUUAAACCUUUUGUG